This is a messenger RNA of Heteronotia binoei (common prickly gecko), 942 nucleotides long. Its product is annotated as olfactory receptor 13H1-like. Gene Ontology annotation, cellular component: membrane. The record is from RefSeq and is a predicted model, not a curated record. The transcript is spliced from 2 exons. Gene Ontology annotation, molecular function: olfactory receptor activity; G protein-coupled receptor activity. The coding region runs from base 1 to 942 and encodes 313 amino acids. Gene Ontology annotation, biological process: G protein-coupled receptor signaling pathway. Lineage: Eukaryota; Metazoa; Chordata; Lepidosauria; Squamata; Gekkonidae.
AUGGAUGGUAAUAUGGAAGAUAAUGGAACCACUGUGACUGAGUUUGUACUCAUGGGCUUCCCCAGACAACUCCACAUGCGCACUGUAUUCUUUGUCUUCUUCUUAGCAAUGUAUGCCGUCACCAUAGCUGGGAAUGGUCUCAUUGUAUUGUUAAUUGUGGUGGAUUCUCAUCUCCACACACCCAUGUAUUUCUUCCUUAGCAACCUCUCCUUCAUUGAUGUCUGCUAUGUCACUACCACUGUCCCACAGAUUCUGGCCCUUGGCUUCAAAGAAAAGCCCACUAUACCUCUGGGCAGGUGUUUUGCACAAAUGAGCAUCAGCCUUUUUUUGGGAAUGGCGGAGUGCCUCUUAUUAGCUGUCAUGGCUUAUGACCGCUUUGUGGCAAUAUGUAGCCCACUACACUAUAACUUAAUCAUGAGCCAGAAGGUGUGCAUCAUGCUGGCAGUCAGCCUGUGGCUCAGCUCUUUCCUCUUGACCAUUGUACCCUUUUUUAGCAUGCCAGCCCGCUUGUGUGGCCACAAUGUGGUGAAUCAUUUUUCAUGUGAGCUCCAAGCAGUGUUGAAAUUGGCUUGCUCUGACACUCAUGCCAAUGGGCUUAUCAUGUUGAUAACGAGUGUCUUCACACUUCUGUUCCCCUUUGCCUUCAUCCUGCUGACCUAUGGGCGCAUUGGUCUAGCUGUCCUGCGCAUCCGUUCGGUUGAAGGCCGAAGCAAAGCUUUAUCUACUUGUGGCUCUCAUUUGGCUGUCGUGGGCAUCUUCUAUGGCACCGCCAUGGCUGCAUACCUGAGGCCUCAGACCAAGACUUUCACAGACAGGGAAAAAGUAGUGUCUAUCUUUUAUGGGGUUGUGACCCCAAUGCUCAACCCCUUGAUAUACAGCCUGAGGAACAGGGAUGUGAAGGGAGCCUUUUGGAGGCUGAUUGGGAGGGAAACAGAGAAGUAA